CUUAAGUUUUGUGCGUGUACUGACAUGGUCAGAUAUAUUUCGUUGUAGUAUGCAAUUGAUGUUUUCAUUGAUAAUAAGAAUAAAAUAAAUCAUAUAUAUGCAUAUAGUUAUUGCAUGUUAUUAAAGCAUGUGUUGUACUCGUAAACAAGUAGCAUAUAAAUCUAUUUCAAUCGAUGUUUCAACAUUCCUAUAUACAACACUAACCCUAAUUUUCUUCUAUCUAGAUAGAAUUCUACAGAACAGCUGUUCUGUAGAAUUAAUACAAAAGAGUAGGAAUGUAAUUCUCAUUACUCAAAACACAAUAAAAUAUAUCUUUUAUUAUAUUGUAUUUAUAUACAUAUUUAUUUUGAUUUGCAUUACGGGAAGAUGGAUUUUCUGAAAUAUAUCGAUAAACCGGAACUUAUUAAUCAAAACGUCGUCAGACAUUUCGGAAGACCGGAAAUAAAAAACCAUAGAAUAUAUCAACUUAUAUUAAGAAGUACUGACGGGAAGAGCAUCAUUCUAUAUUAUUUGAAGAAAGAGAGAUUAAAAAAAAAUCUCAGAAAUUUACUUUCUCGCAUCGUUGUUGGAGAUGAAAAGGAUCGUCAAUUUGAACGUGUGCACCGAGAUCCAGAAAUACAAGAAACAUUUUCAUUUUCAAUAAAAGGCGAAACAUUUGCUCAGUGGUCAGAAGAAAUUGCUUUAAUAUUUCCGAGUGAGUCCAAAUUUAUAUAUUAUUCACCAUAUGAUUCUGCAUGUGUAAGAAUUGUGAAUCCAGAUGGUACGAUAACCAAUCGGAGAAGAAAAAGGAAUAGAAAGGGCACCCUUGUUGAACAUUUUGAAUAUUUAAAAGAUAAAUUACGGACUCAAGGAUUAUUGACUGCCACGCAAAGAGAAUCAGUACCUGAAGUUUUGGCAGCCACUGAUGAGGAACAAGCAGCAGCUGAGUGGCUUGCCACGAAUAUAGGUCCACCGGAUUCUGUGAAAGAACAUUGGAUAAAAUCAUAUCCUGUUCGAAAAACACGGUUGAACCAAAAUUGUACAGUCCACGACUAUUUUGCAGAGCUUCCAGCUCUAAAAGGAGGACAGGGCCCAGAAUUGGUGGCUCUUGAUUUUCAACGGCUGUAUCCCGAUCGCGAAGAUUCAUUAUUUGAAAGGUGGGACGUCGCUAGAACUGUCAUCAUAAACAGUCUUGAAGAUUGCAGAGCGCUCAAUGGCGACGAUUUAGGAUUUUUUAAAGCGCUUCCAUCCCUUGCACAACAUAACAAGGACGCAGUUUUACUAUAUCUGCUACCAUACAUUAUAAAACCAUCUAGGAAGCAUAUUGGGGCUGAGAAAUUGCUCUCGAUCAGAGAAAAACAAGAAAGUUUUUUUAUUCAUGUUCAGACGGCAGCAGACAUCGAUGCAGCUCUAGAUAACCAGCGACAAAUUUGUAACAACUCCAACACAACGCUUCAGCCAAUUCCAAUCUUCGUGGGACCUUUAGUAAAUUUAAAAAGUUUUUAUAUUUAUAUCAAUGAUUGUAUAAAAAAUCCUACAAUCUACCAAUGUCAAACAGUGUUACACACCAUUGAUUUGACCGUUAGAAUAUUUUAUGCGUUAUAUUGUGAAUUUCCUGCUAGGGUGUACUCGAUUUGGACAUUUAUUAAAAAAGCGUUAUAUAAUAUUAAUUCACCGAUAGAUAAUUGUAGCCGAGAGACUGUUGCUAUUAUAGGCCAAAUUUCUCAACAGAUUCUUAACGAAAACCGUAAUCCGAAUAUCGUUUGAUAAAAUGGUGUUUACUUGUAAA
Molecule: messenger RNA, 1768 nt
Organism: Chelonus insularis
Lineage: Eukaryota; Metazoa; Arthropoda; Insecta; Hymenoptera; Braconidae
Exons: 7
Coding region: 367-1746 (459 amino acids)
Source: RefSeq, a predicted model, not a curated record